Messenger RNA from Cydia fagiglandana, 3239 nucleotides. RefSeq lists its product as uncharacterized. Gene Ontology annotation, cellular component: cytoplasm. The transcript is spliced from 9 exons. The coding region runs from base 7 to 1203 and encodes 398 amino acids. The record is from RefSeq and is a predicted model, not a curated record. Lineage: Eukaryota; Metazoa; Arthropoda; Insecta; Lepidoptera; Tortricidae. Gene Ontology annotation, biological process: signal transduction.
UGCCAAAUGUUUCGACCAACGCUGAUUCGCGGCGCGAGCGCCGACUUACCUGACGUGUCCGGUUACGGUCUCAGCAGGAGUCGCCGGGCCUCCCUCUCGGCCGAGCAGCGUCGGAAGCUGUCCAUGAUCCGGACGGCCAGCAUCCCGAGCCCGCUGACGCCUGUGAGUCACAUUUACCAUUUGGUACCCUGCCCGAGAAAAUGCUGUUCACAGAAAUAUGUCGUCAGUACUGACAGGAGUGGUGAUAUACAUGUUCACGUUCAGGGUGACUUGAGCCAGCAGGACAAGCGAUGUGUGUUCCUCACAGUCCACGAUCUUGGAACCAACCACUCGUCCAUGGUGGACUUUGUGGGCAUGCCGGCCAUGACCGAGAUAAAAGAACGCUCCUGUUUCAUACACGUGGACGUCCCAGGGCACGAAGAAAACUCGCCCGAUUUGCCCGACUCUUACCAGUUCCCUCCCCUCCAAACGCUAGGCGAGGACCUGAUCACAGUGCUGGACUUCCUACACGUCCGCUACGCUGUAGGCCUCGGCGAAGGCGCCGGGGCCAACGUGCUCGCUCGCUGCGGCCUCGCGCACCCCCGCCGGCUCUUAGGCCUCAUCCUCGUGAACUGCACGGCGUCCACCUCCUCAGUCGCUGACGCCUUCAGAUCCAGGUUUUCCCGCUGGAAAGGCACGGACAUCUCGCAGUCCGAGGAGGACUUCCUCAUCUACCACAAGUUUGGACACCAAAUCCAGAGCGACUCCUGCGAGGCGACCGAACGCGAACGAAUGUUACUGGAGUACCGCUCGCGCCUGCGCGGGAAUCUCAACACGCACAAUAUCAAGCAGUAUGUGCGCGCCUUUAUCAACCGCAAAGACCUGGUCCUCCGCGGCUGCCAGCCCGACAUCCUGCUCAUCACGGGUCUGCUUAGCCCCUACGCCAGCGUCGUGGAGAAAAUGUACAAGGAACUAGACAAGGACAAGGUCACCAUCCUCAAGGUCGAGAAGGUCGGCGACGUGCUGGCUGAGGCGCCAGCAAAAGUGGCGCAAUCCCUCCUCCUCUUCUGCCAAGGCCAGGGUCUGCUGACCUCCCUCCCCCCACCAGGGGUCGAACGGCGCAUGUCCCGCGCUAUGUCCAUGGAGGAAUACGACAAGCCCAACAUUCGGCGGCUGUCGCUCACGCCGAGCGUGUCCGAGUCUCCGCCACCAAGGAAGUUGUAAGGCUUGUGAUAGUGUCAAAUCUUACCAGUUUCGAGCAACACCGGCUUCCGACACGUCGGAAUGCCCAAGCGAUAUCUUACCGUACUAAUAGUUCUACCAUUUUUUUGGGGAAAACGUGCACACGUCGCACUUCUCUCUCACUACAUAGGUACAAAGUCCAAUCUGUAAUGACGACAUUAAUACAUAGAAAUGACGCAAAUCAAAUAUUUACAACUCUUUUUGAGUAUGGAUGAGUCACAACACUCACCGCGCUAGUUGUGUGCAUGCCCAGUUGGGCAUGUGCUUCGGCAGAGGGGAAAUAGUGCGAAUACCGGCCUUCCCGGCUCGGAAUACCUAAUUAACAAUGGAGCCGCCAUUAACAGGCGUUCCCCUCUGUCGAAAAUAGGUGGCCAAUGGUCAACCACAUGUCAACCAUAUGUAUGGACUGACGUUUAUCUGACAUGACGUACCUAUACAUUUGAUGUGCCCCUCCCCCGCAAAAAACGGCAGACUAUUUUGUACCGAAAAUUUUAGACAUGGCGUCUCCGCUUCCCGGUGUUGCUUGAAACUUGCCAGCGAUAUCGUCUUUAUUUCGCUGAAAAUUCGUGAACGUGUUAUUCAAACCUCGUUGCCAUAAUGUUAUUUUUCUUUUAACUUUUUCGCCGUCACUUCAAUGAAGUAAAAAGUGUUAUCAACGCUAUUCACUUGAGUGCUUGGGGGUCGCGACACACAUGUUACAAACUCAGGUUUAUGGUGCCAUUGCAUUUCAUGAUGUGACGCCAAUACAGUCACGGGGAUAAGGUCACGCAAAAAGUGAGGAGAACAUUUUUGCAGCGUAUUUUUCUCCAGUAUUCGGUGUCAAGAAAUGCGGUGGCACCCGCAAUAGUUGCAUUAUUGUAGCCAGAAUGAGAGGUGAUAAUCACAUACGAGUACAUCUCAGUACAAAAUCGGCCUUAUAGUAAACGCCUGUACUUUUUUAUUAGCAAUGUGUUGCGUCACAUGUAAAACGUUUUUUAGCAGGCGCUUCAAAUUUGUAAAAAAUAAUACCUAAAGUGGAAUUAUUUUGUUAUUUGUAUGGAAUUAGAAUCUGAAUGAAUUGUUUUAUAGUAAUAUUUGGAACGAUUGAUGUUAUUUUUACUCCUUACUUGUUAUGAUUACGAUGUUAUGCGAGACAUAUCGUCAACAUGUUAUUUUAAACGGUCCACAAUUUGAAUAUUUUAAAUAUAUAAAAUUGUUGGUAGCCAAAGAUAAAUAUAGUUUAGUAAUUAUCAAUUUAAUUAAAUAUUUAUUUAAUAUAGUUGUAUGUUAAUAUAAUAUAAUGUCAGUGUUAUAUCAAAAUAAGAGGAAAGAGAUGCUUUUUUUUCUUUGUAACAGUUAAAAAAAUGAAACAAUGUUGAACAUGCUCUCUAUACAAGGUAAAAUUGUACAAAUCAUGAAAUAGUGUAGAUAUAUAUUUACAAAUGUUGUAUUCAGUCACAAAAUCACUAGUAAAGACAUGUUGCCUGGUUAACAUAGUCAUCCAGUCACAAUGUAUGGGAGCGCCAUACUAACGUGGCACUUAGCGUGACAUAACUCUCCUUUUUUAUAAUGAAGGAGGCAAACUCGGGAGGCAAACGAGCAGACGAAUCGCAUAUGGUAAGCAAUUACAGUCGCCCAUGGACAUAUGCAACACCAGAGGCGUUGCAAGUGCGUUGCCGGAGAUAAAGGGAGUACGCUUGUCUUGAAGGCCUUUUUGUUUCACAAAAUAGUCUUAUUUAUGUCUCACAAAAUAGUCACAAAUUUAAUAAUGAUUAAACCAAAUCGAGAUGGAUUAAAUGCAUCUAUUAGCCCUUAGAUCUAGCAAAGGAUCUAGCCAUUUCAUAAAAUGUACCAGAGCUCUAUUGUUUUAUUUAUUUAUGUUAAGGAGAAUCGAAAUAUAACAACUUUGUUAUAAAGUUACCUAAUAAAUUAUUUUUAGGAAUAUUUUUUGUGCAAUUUCAAUGUAUUGUGUAGGUAUUUUAAUAAUUAGUAAAUGUAAAUGAGUAUUUUAUGAAAAAAAUAUACCUACGUUAUUUGAA